Anopheles coustani is the source of this 4187-nucleotide messenger RNA. RefSeq lists its product as uncharacterized. NCBI's taxonomy places the organism in Eukaryota, Metazoa, Arthropoda, Insecta, Diptera, Culicidae. The record is from RefSeq and is a predicted model, not a curated record. The transcript has 5 exons. The coding region runs from base 1 to 3921 and encodes 1306 amino acids.
AUGGGAGGCAUACAGUCGGCCAGCGUUGGCCGGGAAAACAGUUCCGCUGGAGGAACCCACUCCGGCACCGUCGGGGAGCAACCGCAGACGGUGCUGCAGGUGGUGGAGGAAAAAGUGUCCACAGCACUUCCCACAGUGGAAGAGGGUGGUGGAAAAGAAACAGACGCCGACGUCGAGGAUCGACGAUCGGAUGAAGUGGGUGUGGAAAAUGUCGCGUGCGUGGGGUUGAAAGAUGGCGUCGAUGAUGGCGACGCCGAGGAGGCAGACACCGAUGACGAUGGGAUGGCACAGUGUCGUGCCCGGAAGAUGACGGCGGAGUUGGCCACAUUUCGCCAGGAGCUGCAGCUAAAGCGCGAGGUGCACCAGGCGAAACUGUCAAACGUGCGCCACGAGCUGGAAUACCUGCGGGCGGCCUUGGCGGAGGAGAAGGGCCGCAACCGGGCGCUCAUCAAGUACGUCCAGCAGCAGGAGCAACAGCUGGGCAAGUGCAGUUCGUUGAACCAACUGUCAUCCAACGACGGUCGCCCGGAGGCAGAUGAGGGAGCAGCCGCAUUGAUGACGGAGUUCGUUGGUGAUGACGGAGCGAACGGUGAGCUGGAGGCGAAGGGCGAGUCGUCCGAUCGGAGAUCAUCGGCCCGCGAACAAAGCGAAGAUCGCGCGGCAAAUGUGGUGGAUCGCGAUCGCGACGACGAACACACGCACACCAUCGCCACCGAUGGCGCGGACCGUGCACACGACGAGCGUUUGGCGCUGAAGAAAGAACUGGCUGAGUCACAGCUCGAGCUGCAGCGCGCGACCGGUGACGCGUUGGAGCUACGCCGUGAGCUCGGUCAGUUACGGACGCAGCUUCACGCGCUGCAGGACGAAUCGCUCGAGGAGAGCACGCGACAGAGCGGCAGCAUUCGGGCGCUGAAAGCGGAACUGGCCGAGUCGCAGUUCCAGCUGCAGAUCGCCCAGGCGGAGGUACUAUCGCUGCAGACGGACGUUGGGCAGCUGCGGAAUCAGGUGCGCACGCUCAAGGACGUCAUCAAGGCCGGCAAGGAGAUCAUCGCCAUUCGGGAAGAUCAGGUCGAGCAGUUGAAGGGAAAACUACGCCAGAUCGAAGACACACUACAGGAGCGCGAGGUGCAGAUUAUGUCCGACGAUCUGCGUCGGGAGUAUGAUCGACAGCUGACAAACAUUCGCAACCUAAGAGACCUCUACGAGGAGCGCGAACGAGUUUCGAGGAUGGAGCGCGACAAUUUACUCCGCCAGUUGGAUCUGAAGAAGGGCGAGCUGGCAACCGAGCAGGAAAAGAAUAAAAAUCUGGAAUCACUCGUAGAAAGCUUGCAAACCGACCUGAGUCGACUGCGGGCCGAGCAGGAGCAAACGCAGGAGAAGCUGUCCCAUUCGCAGGCCGAAACGCGCCAGCUGCAGCUGGAGAUGGGUGUCGUCAAUCAGUUUAUUUCGAAGUUCCUGCUCGGCAUGAGCCGCAAACCAACCGCGGGAGACAUCAACAUCGAUAAACUGGCGGCGGUGCUGGAAGAAAACCGAGCGCUACUGAUCGAGAUGACCAAGGAGGAGGCGGAAACGCUGGACACGGGCGCCUUCCUGCCACGAGCCCUGUACGAUCUCGUCGCGGAAGUGGACGAAGCGAACGAAUCCGAGGCCGAAGAGUCUCGGGAGACCACGGGCAAAGGAAACGGCGAGGAAGCGGGGGAAGAGGCCAGCGGAGAGGAGGACGAGUUUACCGAAGUGCAGAAAGCUUCACCGGAGGAGAUUGCUGACAAGCUGCCGAAGGUGUGGCGUGUGCUGAUUGAGCUGGUGAAUCACCAGGAACGGGCCCAACCGGUCCCAUUUGUGGAAGGCGGUGAAAGCGAGGAGUGUCUCAAGUCGGUGCAAACCAGCAGAGGCCCGAAAACGGUCGUUAGCGUGAGCAAAACGUACAUCAAGCUGAAGGACCUGAUCCUGGAGAAGAAGUCGCUGAAGAAGGAAACGAACCGGCUGCGGACCCUGAACUCGCACCUCGAGCGCCGGCUCGACACGCAGGAGAAGCGCCUCAGUGCAGUGAGCUUGGAGCUGACGAAGACCUGGCAUCUGGUGGGAAAAAUGCAGCGCCAGCAUCGUCAGCUGCACACUCAGGAGCAAAUAUUGCGCUACCACCUCCAGCAGAAGCGUCGCCUGUUGAGCGAACUGAAGGAGGAGCUCGAGUACUGCCGGCUGAAGUGGUCCGCCGCCCGGCAGAAGAACAUCGAGUCCGAGGACCAGUGGAGGUCGCUGAAGGCGGACUUUGCCGCCCGGCGGAAGCAGGACUCGUUGAACAAUUCGGGCGAGAGCGGCUACAGUGACGAGCAGCCGUCGGACGAAGAUGACGACAGCAACACCGUCGGACACCGUCAGAAGUCGCAAUUUUCGAUCGUACAGGAGGACGGCAGAAGGCGACGGGAAGGGUUGGGUGGAGAACUGACGGGGCGCCGGUUGGACCAGCGAUUCCUCAGUAGCUCACUAACGAACAUUUACCAGCUGGUGCUGGCCGCCACGGCGAUGCACAAGGCUCGCAGCGAGUCCGAUAUGAAGUCGUUGGAAAACGUGGAACGUGCCAAUCGGUUCUGUAAUGAAAAGAUCGAAGAUUUGCCACUUUUUCCGGACGAGGAAGACGCGGUAGCCGAUGCGGACGGGCUUCCGGUGGUGGCGUUGCGAAAGAAGCGUGGAAAGGCGGGUGCGCCAGGGAAGAAGGGAAAGAAAAAGCGUAAGGAUGCGCCCGAAACGGCACAGGAAAUGUUCCUGCGGUUGAUGAAUCUCACCGAGGACGAUGAGGCGGAUGAUGGUGAGGACGACGAGGAGGACGGCGAUGACGAUGGCGGCGAGGAUCACGAGCGUACGGGCACGGGAAAUGAUGAUGCCGAGGGCGAGUACAGUGAGAACGAAAGUGCAAGUGAGCUGAGCGAGGAGGAGCUGGGAUGUUUGGCUGUGGACGGACGUGACGCCGCGUCGACGAGUACGGCCGAGUCCGAGCAGGCACUAUCGAGCGAGGAGCAGUUCCAACGGAAGCGGGAGGCACGUUUGUUGCGUAUGGCUGAGCUGAACUCCCGGCUGGACCGAUAUGCAUCACCUACACCGACGACAUCGACCGAGGGUUCCGAGCGGCCCCGGGUGGUCGAUUCUGAAAACAACGAUAAGAAUACGACUCCUUCCGGUGUGCUGAGCGAGGACGAGGAGAAAUAUCUUCAGAGACGUGCCGAGCGACUCGAACGGCUCGAACGUGAGGCACGCGAGUUCCGCAAUAGACUCUCGAAAACGGUCAACCGAGGGACGGAGAUAGCGGCGCAGAUUGAUGAGAUUCACAGUGGUUUCAUCGCACGGCAGGCAGAUUCGGCUUCGCCAGUGCCGGGCAGUUCGGGCGGUAGGACCGGUCGCACGGUAGAAGAAGUUGCUCCAGUCCCUUCCGUCGAUUUGUCCUGUUUAACGGACAAAGAACGUGAGUACACGUCGGCACGGGCCGAACGUCUUGAGCGACUCGAGGGCGAAAACCAGCGACUUCUGCGACAAAUGAACCAAACGGUACGCAGAGGGUCCAGCUUGACUACUAAGCUAGACAUGUUACACUCCCGGUACGCUGGCUCGGCUGCCCCAGAAUCUGCCCCAUCGAAUGCCACCACACAAUCGGAAGAAACAGAUGACGUGAAUCUUUCAAAGGAAUCAAACCAAGAGCAGUCCCAUCAGAUUUCAGAAGAACCGCUACAACAACACUCGGUGGACCAGGAGGACCAGGAUGACGAACCACUGCCCUUAACCGGGCCAUACUUGCCCCUGGGACCGGUGGAACUUGUGUUGGUGUCGGACGAUGAUGUUAUGGAGGAGGUGAACGAACAGCUGCUCGGUGGACAGAACUCACAAGAGCCAGAUCGACAAAGCCCCGAUAAAAGCCCCCCACAGCAGUGAACAUCAGCAAUUAAACACACUCACAGACAUGUCGUACAUUAGCUACCUCGUACGAAAAGACAUCGACAACCGUUUGGCGCCGUUCUGUGCUGUACUCAGCGUAAGACGAAAUUCGACCCUGUCCUAUUUCAAAGAACUUUUCCUCUUCAAAUCUUUUGCUUGCAUGCAUGUUUGUCCUGGUUUCAAGCUGAAAUGAAUUCUAGGAAUGUGGGACUCCCAAGCGUUUGUGUUCUGCUGCAGCACCGUCCUUCACAUGACUCUUUUAA